AUGAAAUGGGGCUUACUUUUGAUUUUUAUUCACUUUCAUGCACUAUUCGGACUUGAUAUUAAACCGGGUGAUGGGACUGUGACGAGCAGGGACAAUAAUUGGAAUUCGAGCUAUAUCCAGAAGAAAGUUGGAGAAAGUGGGCUUCUACGAUGCUCCAAAAAUUUACCAUGGAUCAUGACCACCAAAACUACCAAUGCGAAUCUCGAGGGUUUUGAUUUCUCAGACUUACAAAAUAGAACCGAAUUUAAAGGGCCAUUAAUGUACAUUUAUGAUCUGAAAGCUUCCGAUACUGGAAUGUAUGGUUGUGGGGAAGAAAUUCUUGAGGAAAGCAUUUACAUUUAUGUCAAAGGUCCUCAACUUUUUCUAAAGAGCAAAGAUGUAGUGACAUUUCUUCAACUUGGAGCCCAUGAUCAUGAUCUGAUUAUUCCAUUUCGAACCACCACACACACGCAUAGACGGGAACGAGUAAAGCUAUUUGUCGACAAUGAGGAAUGGAGGGCAUUGUGUUGGGAUGAGAAUACAAAUGUAAGCGAAAAAGUGAUCAUCGCCGGAGUUGACAAAUUGCUUACAUCGAAGGGUGAGGCGCUAAGAUGCACUUCGAUGUCGGAAUUCUUCGAUCCUCGUCGCGGCUUUGACAUUUCCUUGUUUUCUUCCCGACUCGAUUGGAGUAAAUUUAACAAUAAACGCUUUCGGUGUGAAUAUGGAAACGAGGUUGCGGAGGUUUUCGUUCAGGCAAUUCAAAGCAUCGACAUCAACCUCACCAAAAUCGAUAGUCCUUUCAAAGUGACUUGCUCGUGGGAAAGCCAGCCGAGUCUAGAUUUCGAUGUUGAAAGAUCUGGGUUAUGGCUGAGUUGUCCCAAGUGUGAGGCAAAAAAGAAUGGGCAUGUUGUUAAUCGAAUAAUUGAAUGGCUACAAGAUGCAAGAGCCAAGCGAGAGAUGGCCAAAUUUUGGGACCCUUCAAAGGGCGAUGUAUCCCAAUUCUGCCAUUGGAUUCAGCAGUUAGGAGAAGAAAGAAAUUCGAGCGCUCAAAUGCCGUUCUUCCGUGAAAUACUGUAUACAACAAAGAUCACAAACCAGUUUGCCGCAGCUUCAACAAUCGUGGUAAUCGUUAUUAUGUCGCUCUUGCUUUUCCUCGGCAUCGGUUUUGCCGUUUCUUGUCGGAAAAUGAGGAGAGCCCCAAACAACGCUGAAACGGUAGAACUUUCCCAAGCGGUAAGCUCUUUCCCUCAACGCCACAUCGGGCACGGGACUUUUGGAGACGUUUUUGAACUGAUUGGAUAUGAUCCACCAGCUGUGAUAAAGAAUCUUCGCUUAAUCUCACCCCACCAUCAAAUCACGCUUCAAAAUGAGUUCGAGAUGUUAAAGAAUCUGACGCAUGCUAAUGUCGUGCAGCAGUUAAAAAUGAAAACUAUGGAAGGGUCGAAUGAUUUUGGGCUCAUCAUGGAGUAUUGCCAACGUGGAAACUUGCGCAAUCUUUUGACAAAUUCGGAACAGACGUGUACGGGCUCCGCAAAGGGCACAGAACGAUAUAUGAGUCCCCCGAAAUAUGGAAGGAGUCACGAAUUGCAAGACUCUCAUCGAAAUGACGUCUACAGUCUGGGACUUGUUUUGUGGGAGAUUGUUGAAAGAAGGCUUGUUUUCUCCGAGUAUGGCCAGCACGGAGACUUCAAUCGAGAAGAGUUGCUUUCAAGUGGAUGCGUUUUGUUGGACAAAAGCAAAAAGGGAUACGUGAGAACGGGAAAUCCAAUUAAAGUUCCUGAAUGCCCGGCUUGUCAUCAAAAAUAUUCACUCGAAGCCAUUCAAUCGGAGCCAUUCACUCUUAGUUGUGGCCACGAUGUGUGCUAUGCCUGCUCGCAUCAGAGGCUAAGGGAAACUUCAGGUUCCAUCACCUGUCCACAAUGCGAAAAGUGUUCAAGUUACGACUACGUUUAUGGGCCAAGGGAAUCACUUUUGAAAGCUUUCCUUCAAGAAUUCAAAGAACGAGAGCUAUUGGAAAUCGACAUGAAGAGAGCUUGCUGUGAUUGCGGAAAUAAGGAGCACGCCAUAAGCUGC
This is a messenger RNA of Mesorhabditis belari, 2052 nucleotides long. Lineage: Eukaryota; Metazoa; Nematoda; Chromadorea; Rhabditida; Rhabditidae. The record is from the annotation of a GenBank genome assembly.